AUGGAAGCAGAUAGUGGUGGAUCGGUGGUGAAAACUCGACGACAAGUGCGGCGAAUCAAACAAUCAACGAAUAAUAGCAGCAAUUUGGAGAAGAACGAGUUGCAGCAAUCGAAAGGAAGUCGGAAACGAGUAAUAUCUAAAGAUGGAGGACAUUCAGAGACUGGAUCGGUUCCAUUAGCGCAACCUUCACGUUCCGUUCUCAGUCAACGGUCGCUGUCAUCUGCCAGAUGCCGUAUAUAUGACUGGAAAGCACGUCGAUUUACUAAACCGGAACAGCUUCCUCCAGCAGUGGUACAAAAAGUCGAUCAAAAUGUGACGCUGAAGUGUGAACCGAAAUCUUUCAGUUGGAAUCUGUCGUUAGAAGAGCGUCGUAAAAGAGACUCGAAAAGUGUUUUACCAACAGCAAAAAAUACUGCUCUUUCAAAAACAACUCGUCGUCGACUGAAGCGUAACGGGCGUUCAGUGUUACAAGAUAAAUCUAUAGAAUCGAUCGAAAAUUUAAAUCAAGAUGGCGGAAUCGAAGAUUAUUCAUCAUCAAUGACUUUGGGUCCAUCCACUUCACAAAUAACUCCAGAACAUUCGGAUGUAUGUGAUAAGUGGAAGUGUAAUGCAAGAAAACGAAGAAAUGAUACAAGUGGAAUCAGUGCAGCUGAACGAGAAUUACAUACGGAGUUAGUUAUUGAAGAGGUGUUACGUAAUACAUUAGCUGAAGGGAACAAAAGGAAGAGGAUCAUGGGUCAAGGAGCAACGACAUGUUUGAGAGGCAGUGACAAUGAUAUAAGUGCGGAAGAGCUGCGGGCAGAUUGCAGUAAUUGUUGUGAUAAUGAUUACAAUAGCAAUAAGAGUGAUGGGAACAGAGUGAAGCGUAAUGACAAUAGGAGUGUUGAUGGUAUGCAGCAAGUAACCAACACCGGGAAAGGUUGUAACGCGGAGGUAUUGCAUAAGGUUGCGAACGAUGUGGAUCACUUAGAAGGUGUUGUUGGUAAUGCGUUAUCAUCCUCGACAUCAAGCAGUGAAACGCAACAAAAUUUCUUAGAUUCUAAAAGGAGUGAGAGAGACAAGAAAAAUGAAUCAACAAGACGUACAAUGGAAGAGCUCAUGAAAGACAAAAAUUUUGCUCCAGUUGAAAUAAUUGUUGCUGAUGCGAUUAGUAAAGAUCCACUCGGUUUUGUUCACAGUCUUCGUGACGCGAAAUUGUUGAAAAGUCUCGAGAAAUUAGCAUAUUCACGUAAAUUGAAUAGUGUUGUUCCAAAUGAGCAAUUAGAGCAAUUACGAAAACAACGUAAGAAGGAGAAGAAACGUGAAAAGAAAGAAAAGAAGAAACAGAAACGGUUGAUGAAAUUAGCGGCUAGUUUUGGUGUAUCAGUAGAACAACUGGAACUUGAUAUGCUAGCAGAAAAUAAUAAUUGCAAUAAUUAUUCCUCGUCGUCGCCACAAUCUCAGUCGCAGUCACCUUUUGAUUAUUCGAAUUCCUUUCAUCAUUAUUCUCAUUCAACAACACCAUCAGUAGUGCCAUCGUCGAAGUCGUCUUCAGUAAGAAGAUCGAUUGAAUCAACAUCACAUCUAUCCAAUUUACCAGCCCCUUCUGUAAUCAACUAUUCUUAUCUCAAUGUUUUUCCACGACCAUCCUUCGUACCAGAUCCCUUAGAUCCAUCACGUAAUCUGGUCACAGAUUGUCACGAUUCGUCCUCAUCAGCAUCGCAUCAACUCCAAGUUGCUGACAGCAGCUAUUUGAAUCCUCUAAUUAUGUCAUCGUCAGCGACUGUUCCUUCCACUUCACUACCACCUCCAUCACUUAUGCAUCAUCAGCAACAACAACAACCUUCAAGUGAAUCAGAUUCAAUUGUUACGCUCGAGGAACAGCAUUUAAAUUCAAAUGAUGGUGAUACUAAUAACGCUAAUCAUCAUCUUCCAAUUGGUAUUCUUCAUCAGAAUAAUAUUUCACAGAAUGACGAUUGUGCAACGAAAGUGAUAAAACCAAAUGAUUUCGCUAAUUACAAUACCGGAGGAAAUGCGCCUGAAGAUGAAGAAGAUGAACAAAAUGCUAUUGCAAUAAGCCAUCUCUUUCCGCAGUUUGACGCCCUCCAACAACUCAAACUUAUAAAAAUGUGCACAGAUAACAGCGUUCAAGAAGUCGAUCACCAAGAUGUUAUGAACAUGAUACGUAGUCCCGAAUCAGACUCUUCUAACAAGGUUGCUCGUACUUUAGCUUUGAUUAAAGGUAAAGUCAAAGAAUUCAAGCAGAUCAACCGUAUGCAUUAUACCAGCGAUACAGAAGGUUCUUCGAUUUGGAAUGAAGAUAAUGGAUUGACGAGAUUAGUCCGCAUUGAUGAAGAUGUCGAUGUAGAUGUUAGUGGUAAUCAUGCAUUGCAGGUUCAUUUGAAUGGAAACAGCAGUAGCGUGAAUGGAAUAUGUGUUAAUGGUAAGAAGCUAUCAAAUGAUGCCAGUUCAAAUGUAUUCGAGCCGCUUGAGAUACCUGUAACAAUGAGUUCAUCAAAUGCGUAUCCGAGCACAUCUCACAGCGUUCAUAAUAAUGGAACGAAUGAUUGUAUGGGGAAGCUGGGAAUGGCUGCAGUGGGAGGUGAUGUACAAGCACGAACCUUGAAUGACCCACUCAGUUUAGCACGCCUUGACGAACAUCCUGUCCACCGAACACCAGCUGUUAUUCUGACUGAGGUUCCAAUACACGAAGACGAUGAUAAUAUCUAUGUGAGUGAAAUGAAAGUCCUAACUGACUGGUUCAAUCACGCACCUUAUGGUGCUGGUAAAGAAGCACAUAUGCAAUACUGGGAUGAUGUCAAACAAAGAGUUGAUGUUGCUGAUUGGAUUAGAAAAUUGAAUACGCAUCGCUAUAAUCACCUUCUCUCCAUUCUCAGCAGGAAACAAGCACGUACAAGUCGUGGAGAUAUGGUUUCAAACGGAAAACGUCGGUCAAAAUCAACAGAGCCUUGGUGGCCACGUAAAUUGUUUGAUCAUUAUGAGGGAGUGUUGGAUAUUGCGGGCAAAGCAAUGCGAAUGGUUGCGUCGUCAUUUGAGUCCAACAAUUUCUCUCAAGAUGAAAUACCCCGUGUCAACAACAUACCUAUGAAACUGGAUGGUGAUGAGGCAGCGGCAGUGGCUUACUUCCGUCCCAGCUCACCAGCAACCGUUUGCGAUCCUAACGACGACUAUCAGAAUGAUGUGAUAGCCCGUGAAUUGCGUCACACGACUACGAUUGAUGCUGGUGUCUUCAGUCAGAUAGAGCUGGGCGAUGACGACAGCCAGACAAACUAUUUAAGGUGGAAGAAAGUGUUAAGGAUGUCGAAUAUGAAGAAGUCCACUAAAGUGAUAAAUGAUUCAUCAAGAUGUUCGACUGGGAAUAGUAUGAAGAGAUGCACUUCAAAUGGGGUCAGAUUAGCAUGUGAAGCAUCUUUAACUGAUAUGCAUUCAUCGACUGCUGAUAGUAAAAAGGAUGAUGAUGACGAUACAGCUAGCAAUUUCGAUUAUAGUCAUGAAGUAUUGAUGGAUGCAACUACUAAUCAUCACCACUUAAAGCCGUCUUCGAAUAUGUCCACAUCGGAAUUUCUUCGCAACAACAGCAGCACAAUUGAAUCGGGUUAUUGUUCAUCAGCGAUCUCUUCAAAUUCAUUACCUCCCUGUUCAGCAAAUUCGAAUACUCCUCAAAUACCAUCAACUUUUGAUUCAUUUUCCCCACAGCCACAACAUGUCUUAGUGAUAAAUCAGUCCAUUGCUGAUAUUGCAAAUGAAAAUGGGACCAGAAAUGGAACGCUACAAUUACCACCUCUUUCAACUGUAUUCGAUGCCUCUUCCUCAGAUCAACAUCCACUUUCGAAGAAUGAUCCUCAUCAACAGUUACCGAGUCGAUACGAAUCCCAACUCCAGUCUCAAUCUGUUGUCAACAAUCUUUGUUCUUCUGCAGCGCCAAAAUCUAUCGAUAUAGGCAAUUACAAUCAUCAGUCAGCUUCUAUCUCAUCAUCGACGCUGCAUCUUCAUUCCGAAGCAAAUGGCUCGUUUGACAUGAGUUAUCAUCCAUUUGAACACAUCAUCAAUCAAGCUAAUUUCAAGGUUCAUUCCCUCUCAAAGACUACACUCGAUGAUCGCGCGGAAGCGAAUUUCUUCGAUACCUUAUUCGAGGAAGAUGAAACCAAAAUGGCUGACGCAGGAGGGGAUCCCUUUCUUAGGAUGGACCAUCUUAUUUGA
This is a messenger RNA of Anisakis simplex (herring worm), 4200 nucleotides long. Lineage: Eukaryota; Metazoa; Nematoda; Chromadorea; Rhabditida; Anisakidae. The record is from the annotation of a GenBank genome assembly.